Trichosurus vulpecula (common brushtail) is the source of this 2437-nucleotide messenger RNA. It is a transcript of the gene LRWD1, whose product is annotated as leucine rich repeats and WD repeat domain containing 1. Gene Ontology annotation, cellular component: nuclear origin of replication recognition complex. Gene Ontology annotation, biological process: establishment of protein localization to chromatin; chromatin organization. Bases 207 to 2294 code for a protein of 695 amino acids. Gene Ontology annotation, molecular function: chromatin binding; protein binding. The record is from RefSeq and is a predicted model, not a curated record. The transcript has 15 exons. NCBI's taxonomy places the organism in Eukaryota, Metazoa, Chordata, Mammalia, Diprotodontia, Phalangeridae.
GGGCCCUCUUCCGGCCGGCGCCGCUCGAACCUCUCUGGCUCAAACCACCCGGCAGAGGCGGAGGCCUAGGCCGCUGCUCCGAGCCCUAGCGUCGCCCCCGCCCUCGCCCCAGGAGAGGUCGUGGAGCCAGCCCCAGGCGGCGGCCGGCGUGGGCAAGCGGGGCCUCGCGGCGGGGAGGCAGGGUGCGCCCUCAGAGGCCGGCGGCCAUGGGCCGGCUCAAAACCCCGCUGCUACUGCAGAGGGGGCACCCUAAGUCCGACCGGCUGGGCAGGAUCAAGAAGCUCGAUUUGUCAAACCUCCAGCUUCGGACGAAAGACCUGGACCUCAAACUCCUCAACCGCAUGAAACAGCUCAAGGAGCUGGAUCUGUCAGACAACCUGCUGGAGAAGGUGCCGGAGGGUCUGGACCUUCCGUGUCUGCAGGUCCUCAAGUGCUCCAACAACCAGCUGGAGGACGUGACCCCCCUGCAGCAGUUCACAGCCCUGGAGGAGGUGGAUUUCGAGGACAACUUAUACCUGACGGUCAAUGAUAAUUACAAGAUCUCCUCUCUCCUCCCUAACAUCCGAAAAAUCAAUGGAAAGGAAACAGCCUCACUGAUGAAUCAUGUGAAGAUCCUGAACCGAGAACUGACCAGCCGAGUCACUGCUUACUGGGAGAAGAACUACCAAGAUCAGCUGGGCUCCCGGACCCCAGCCAGGGACAUCCACAAGGAGUUUGUGAAGUCCGCAGUCAAAGACGUGCGCUACGGGCCCGAGUCCCUGAGCGAUUUCACACAGUGGAAGGUGAAAAUGAUCGCCCAGCAGCUGGUGGCCUCCAAGCUGACCAGGAAGGAAGCACCCUCAGAGGAGGUGUCGAGGCAAGAUGAUUCGAUCCCGGAAACCCCAGUGACCCCAGUGGAGACCCCAGUGGCCCCAGCAGGGGCUCCAGCGACCCCAGCAGGAGCAUCCAGCCAAGAGUAUGUGCUCAAGCUCUCAGCCUUUAAAUGGAAGAAGAGGCUCCCAUCGGACCCCCCUCCCUGCAAGAGGGCCCGCCCCUCCCAACCCCCCCAGGACUCCCAAUCUCUGCCCAGGGAGGCCAGCCCCAGCUGUGCACAGUCUGCCCUGGCUGAGGGCCCCCAAGGCGAGAUGGACACAGUGGGUCAGGAGCCCAUGGAACUGCAGCCCAUGCACUUCCUCCAGUGCCACAGUAAAGGCAACAGCCCAGAGGACUUCAGCACCCAGCUGUGGGCCUGUGCCUUUGAGCCCACCUGGAAUGACAGCCCAGGACUGCCUGGAGGUGCAUCCCAGACAGUGGCCACUUGUGGUGGGGAGGCCGUAUGCGUCAUCGACUGCCAGACAGGCCUUGUGCUCCACAGGUACAAGGUGCCUGGAGAGGAGUUCUUUACCGUGGCCUGGACCUGUUUGACCCUGGUGACCCAGGAUGGACGGAAGAAGCGCAGCAGUGUGCUGGCAGCCGCGGGCAGACGUGGUGUUGUGAGCCUUAUCCACGUGCGCGCAGGUUUCUGCUAUGGAGACAUACGGGCCCACCGAAAACCCAUCGCCAUGGCCUGCUUCAGCCCCUCCCGAGAGACCCACCUGUUCACCGCCUCAUACAACAAGCGCAUCAUCCUCUGGGACAUUGGCCUCCCUGAUUAUAACUACCAUUUCAGACCCAGCCAGCUCCUUGUGCUAGACACCAGUGCCACCCCACUGCGUCUCUGCCCAGUGCCCUCUUGUCCUGACCGUUACCUACUAGCUGGUUGUGAGGAUGGCUGCUUCGCCUGGGACAUAAGGCUGGACGAGUCCCAGAAAAGGAGAGAUUUUGAGAUGGUGUUCCUGUUCCCCCAAGGCCCAGGGCAAGUGCCCAAGCGAGUGGAUGGGCUGGGCUUCGUGAGCAAAGACAUUGUGGUUUCCAAGGGCUGUACCCCUGGCUCCAUUUGUUUGUGGAGCUGGAGUCAGUCCCUGGCAGGAAGAGGAGACAAGCAGCAAGUGACAGCUGUCAUCUUGGCAGAGCUCCAGUGGUCCAACACAGAGCUGUCAUACCUGACCCUCAGCACCUGCCCAGAGAAAGCUUUUGUGUUCUGCGGAGAUGAAGAAGGUAGCGUGUGGAUGUACAACGUCAGGCGCCAUCUUGAGCAGCAGCAGCCCCUGCAGGCCAAGGUGGCCCCCACAAAGAUUCUCAAAUGGCCAGAUCUCUCAGCGCGAGGCCAAAAGAUGAACAAAACUUUAAUCAACACAGCAGUGGCAGACCCUACCUUCACCUACCUUGUGGCUCUAACGGACACAAACAUCAUUGCCAUCUGGAAGAAACUCUAGCAGCCAGAGGCAGGGUCGAAUAACUGGGUUUGUGCUUUUUGUGGUGGGAAUUGUGAGGUUCUCCUAAGUGUGCAUUUUUUUUUAAGUGGAUAGUUUUCAACUAAACUUAAAAUAAAGUGAGCUGUGUUUUUAUGUUCUGUGAA